AUGUAUCGGAAGCGAAAAGAGCCAACAUCGCGCAUGUACAUGCACCAGGAAUCGGAAUUUGGCGGUAGUCCAAUCGAUCGUCAACCGCGGUAUUAUCAAGGAUUUUACUCAGAUAUGCAGGAGCCGGCUGCGCUGAGGCGAGUAAGGCCGUAUUAUGCACCAAGCUAUGUUACUUACCCACCGAGUAUUUUGAAUCCAAGCCGAACAAGGCAAAAACACGAGGAGCGAUAUUCUCUUGUAAUGAGAAUCAUUAUAAAAGCAAUUGAGUUGCUGCUUGGUGCUGCUGUUAUUGGAUUAGUUCUUGCUCCGCUUCGUGAUAUGUCUUUCUACGCUUUUGUCAAAAUGACUCAAACUGAGUGGCAAGGCUUGGUACUCGGAAUCGCCACCACCUUCUCAUCCUUGUGCCUUAUCAUCCUGCUUAGCUCUUGCAUUGGUCAUCGAUAUCCAUUGUGGCGGAGAAUUGAUUAUCUGAUCAGUUUAGUUGGUUCGGUUGGUUAUUUGGUGGCCGGUGCUGUUGAGGCCUAUUACGCUGCGUGCUAUCCGCCUUACGGUGAAAAAAUCGGGAAAGUAUGCUAUAGGUAUUAA
Messenger RNA from Gongylonema pulchrum, 585 nucleotides. Lineage: Eukaryota; Metazoa; Nematoda; Chromadorea; Rhabditida; Gongylonematidae. The record is from the annotation of a GenBank genome assembly.